This is a messenger RNA of Melospiza georgiana, 1245 nucleotides long. RefSeq names its product neuronal differentiation 1 (gene NEUROD1). Gene Ontology annotation, biological process: regulation of DNA-templated transcription; nervous system development. The transcript is spliced from 2 exons. Bases 101 to 1189 code for a protein of 362 amino acids. The record is from RefSeq and is a predicted model, not a curated record. Lineage: Eukaryota; Metazoa; Chordata; Aves; Passeriformes; Passerellidae. Gene Ontology annotation, molecular function: protein dimerization activity.
CGCCACACGCACACACGCGCGGCGCCCUCGCACGGACAGCUGCGCCGGGGUUAUGAGACCGUCACCGCGCAGGAGAGGCUGAGCGACGGAGAGGCUCACCAUGACCAAGUCGUACAGCGAGAGCGGGCUGAUGGGCGAGUCCCAGCCGCAGGGCCCCCCGAGCUGGACGGACGAGUGCCUCAGCUCCCAGGACGAGGAGCACGAGGCGGACAAGAAGGAGGAGGACCUGGAGGGUCUGCACGCCGAGGCCGAGGAGGACUCCCUGCGGAACGGAGAGGAGGAGGACGAGGAGGACGACUUGGACGAAGAGGAGGAGGAAGAGGAGGAGGAGGAAGACGACGACCAGAAGCCCAAGAGGCGGGGCCCCAAGAAGAAGAAGAUGACCAAGGCGCGCAUGGAGCGCUUCAAGCUGCGGCGCAUGAAGGCCAACGCCCGGGAGCGCAACCGCAUGCACGGGCUGAACGCGGCCCUGGACAACCUGCGCAAGGUGGUGCCCUGCUACUCCAAGACGCAGAAGCUCUCCAAGAUCGAGACCCUGCGCCUGGCCAAGAACUACAUCUGGGCGCUCUCCGAGAUCCUCCGCUCGGGCAAGAGCCCGGACCUGGUGUCCUUCGUGCAGACCCUCUGCAAGGGCCUGUCGCAGCCCACCACCAACCUGGUGGCCGGCUGCCUGCAGCUCAACCCGCGGACUUUCCUCCCCGAGCAGAGCCAGGAGGUGCCUCCGCACGUGGCGGCGGCGGCGGCGGGCGCGCCCUUCCCGGCGCAUCCCUACCCGUACCAGUCUCCGGGCCUGCCCAGCCCGCCCUACGGCACCAUGGACAGCUCCCACCUCUUCCACCUCAAGCCGCCGCACGCCUACGGCGCCGCGCUGGAGCCCUUCUUCGAGAGCGGGCUGGCGGAGGGCGCCAGCCCCGCCUUCGACGGGCCGCUCAGCCCGCCCCUCAGCGUGAACGGCAACUUCUCCUUCAAGCACGAGCCGGCCGCCGACUUCGACAAGAGCUACGCCUUCUCCAUGCACUACCCCGCCGCCGCCGCCGCCGCGCUGGCCGCCGCGCCCGCCCACGCCGCCAUCUUCCCGCCCGCCGCCUCCCGCUGCGAGAUCCCGGUGGACGGGCUGGCGCCCUACGAGGGCCACCCGCACCACGAGCGCGUCCUCAGCGCCCAGCUCAACGCCAUCUUCCACGACUGAGCCCCCCGCCCGGGCCGCAGGAGCGCCGGGAGCCGCGCCCGCCGCCCGCCACCGCC